ACAUGAAUCGACAGUUGAUAUCGGACGAUCGUCGGAUAUAGAGUGGUGUAUUGUGAAAAUUCAUUUACAUUGAAUGCGUACAGCACAAUAGUGUUUGUUUUGUCGCUGGUCCGUAUGUGAAUCACUUUAUUAUGAUUGUGUUUAUAAUGAAUGGCUCUCUUCUCACAUUGUUGUUGUUUUGCUUUGUGUCGAUGUCGAAUGGAUUUAAUGCUAGUGAAGACAUAUACUAUGAGCUGUAUACAAACGACCAGCCACUCACUCAUUUCCAUAAUUUGUUAACAAGCAACAAUGAUAACAAUCGUUCUCUGCCGACCGCUGAGAGUCCAUUUAAUCACACUCGUCCAACACGGUUUUAUGUGCAUGGUUAUCGCAGCAAGAGGAAAAAUUUCCUUAAGUACGCCGAGACAUAUCGGUCGAAGGGAGAUUUUAAUUUUAUCGCCGUUAAUUGGCUGGCAGGCUCACAGACAUUAAACUAUUACAAAGCGCGAAAUCGCGUCCAAACAAUUGCUGUCGAGUUGGCACUUCUCAUUGAAAACUUGGUUCAAUACAAUCAUCUUGACUUAAGAGAUGUCAUAUUGAUUGGCCAUUCGUUGGGCAGUCACAUCGUCGGAAUAGCCGCAAAACGUAUUCAGUCCGGUAGAAUACCAAUUAUAGUUGGUUUGGAUCCUGCCUAUCCGCUGUUCAGUAAGUCGAAACACGAAGAACGGUUGGCACGGACUGACGCCGAUUAUGUGCAAGUUAUUCACACAUCAAUUGGACAACUAUCAAUUCCUUAUCCGAUCGGUCAUGCCGAUUUCUAUCCGAACUAUGGCAGCAACCAAAGCGGUUGCAGUAAGAACACAUAUCAAGGUUUCUGUUCGCAUAGUCGAGCACACCAUUUGUUCCUAGAAAGUUUGCAGCGCAACUGUUUCUUGGCCACAAAAUGUGGUUCAUAUGACGAAAUUAAAAACAAAAAUUGUACAUCGUCUGGUCCAGAUGUUAUCAUGGGUGGUGAGUUCAAUCAAUUGCUGGCAGCUACAGAAGGAAUUUAUUAUUUACCGACGCAUUCCGAAUCACCGUAUGGAAUGAACUGUUCCAUAAUGGCUCACAGCAAUGACGGCAGCAUUUUGUCUUAAUGUAAUGCCUAAUGCCCCAAUUCGUUUAGCUUUGAUUCGUUUUAUCUUUCCAAAUACUGGUCCCUUUAUACGUUUAAUGGAACAUUGUGAUGGAAUUAAAACGACGCGGCGUUAAAUUAAAUUAUGUUCUCAAUAUUAUUCGCCCUGUUAUGAGAAAAUACUGUUCUCUCCGUACAUUAUAAUACAGAGAAAAUGAAAUGCGAUCAUAAA
Bradysia coprophila is the source of this 1325-nucleotide messenger RNA. Its product is annotated as phospholipase A1-like. Gene Ontology annotation, biological process: lipid catabolic process. Gene Ontology annotation, molecular function: lipase activity; serine hydrolase activity. The record is from RefSeq and is a predicted model, not a curated record. NCBI's taxonomy places the organism in Eukaryota, Metazoa, Arthropoda, Insecta, Diptera, Sciaridae.